AUGGCCGCGGAGGGGGCCAGCUAUGGCCCGGCCCACGGAGGCCGACGGAAGGCGGUGGCCGAAGAGCCGCGCCCCUUGCCGAGCGCAUGCUGUGUGCCUCGCGCCUGUCUUUCCCGCCGCCGCCGCCUCCCUGCCAGGGCCAUCUCAAAGUGGACUGGCUACAUUUCAAGAGCUCAGCAACCACGCGGCUACUGCUUUGGACCUGCAGUGCUAGGUGGGGAGGCAGAAGAGACAUCAAGUGGAUUUCCCAAGUGGCGGAAAGGGACACCCGAGGAGGAAGAGCAGCCUGCACUAUGAACCCGUGGCUCGUGCUCUGCCUGGUGGCCAGCUUGGUGGGCGCCUGGUCUACUAUUCAUGCUCAAGGUGUCUCUGAGGACUGCUGCCUGGCCUACCACUCCCGUGUUCAGCCUGGCUUCCUCCGGCACGCCCGGAGUUAUCGGCGCCAAGAAGUGAGCGGCAGCUGCAACCUGCCUGCUGUGAUAUUCUUCUUCCCGAAAAACAAGACCCUGUGUGCGAACCCACGGGACAGCUGGGUGCCGAAGAUGGUAGACUUCCUGGAUGCUGGGAACAAGACCCUCUCAAAGCGCCACUGGAGACGCUUGCAAGUCAUCCUCUUUGGAGCUAGGAAGUCGAGCACUGGAAUCUCCAAGCUGCCGCUGCCCAAGCUUAGCAGGUUCACCAGAAGCGACAAGGAAAACUACCCUCCUGACAAAUGCUAAUCCAGGACCGUGAGCCGACACAUCUCCAGGAUUAGCCCAGUGCAAGAUGGGCUGGACCUUCCUCCACUGCAACAGUCCCCUGCGGCUCCGGGUGCCCCAGCCUCCCUGUCAUUCGGGCCAAAUUCAGUCCUGUGCCUGAGCCUGCAGUUGGCUCCCUCCCAUCACCCCUGCCCCAUCCCGCUCCUCAGGCAGCUGGAAGGAGAGAGCUGACCUUACUUCAAGCCCUCUUGCCUGCUCCAGGAGCCAGAGUCUGCGCUAAGCUAUGGGUCUUGUAGAGGAUCACCGGAAUACAUUGCCCGCCUGCAGCCUCUUGCCACCCACCCUGGGCCACACCUGCCGGGUCCCUCUGGGUCCUUGCAAAGCACCAGUCCAUCCCAGGACACUUCUCCCA
Leptonychotes weddellii (Weddell seal) is the source of this 1110-nucleotide messenger RNA. NCBI's taxonomy places the organism in Eukaryota, Metazoa, Chordata, Mammalia, Carnivora, Phocidae. The record is from RefSeq and is a predicted model, not a curated record.